ACUAACCCGUUUCAGUGCUCACUUUAAGUUACAACGUUGAUCCAUUUAACAUUGAAGACUUUCGGCUCUAUGGAGUUUGAUUGGUUCCACAUGUGGGCGGAGGCUGAGACUCCUGGUCUCUUGGAUCCCCAUGUGUCUACGUGCGUGUGUGCGUGUGUGUGUGCGCGCGCGCGCGCGCGCGCGUGUGUGUGUGUGUGUUUGCAGUGAUGGUUAAGUACCUUGGACAGCGCCGGGAAAGGCAGACGCACUUAAGCAAGCAGAGGGACUUUCUCUUUAAAAACCAAAUCGCAACCGCAGAACAAGCUUUCCCUCCUCCGGCUUUGUGGACUCCAUUUCGGACCUUUUUUUUCGGAUAACUCCUAUUUUCCAGUCGGGCAUAACAAAGCAGCAGAGCCGCCGCCGGAGGACCGGGAAGGGGGCUCCCCUCUCGCCCAUCCGCCCGCCUCCUGUUGCAGCUGGAGAGAUGCCCGAGGCAGAAUGUGCUCCAGCCGCAAGAUCCUGUGGAGCCUGCUCCUGCUGUCCGUGGUGGAGGUGGGACUCGGCGUGGCGAGCAUCGUCCUCGGGGCCGUUGGCAUCAGCUGGGUCCGGGGCCACCACAAGCCGCAGCAGGGCGACGCGUCCCCGGUGUGGAGCGGACUCUGUUUUCUGGUCUGUGGGAUGUGCGGAUUGCUGUGUGCUCGCAAGAGGACAGGUCUUAUUAUGAUACUGUUUUCGGCCUGCUGUAUCUGUGGUCUGAUUGGUGGGAUUCUCAACUUCCAGUUUGUCCGGGCGCUGAACAAACGACCAGACUCCAUGCACUCCAUCCAUCUGGCUGCCAUGACUUUGGCCUGUCUGGGGAUCUCCUCCUGUACCUUAUCCACGUGGCUCACCUGUCGCCUGGCGAGCUCCGAGCAGCAGAGGAUGUUCCUUGAGCGGGAACACUCGCUACACCACUCGCAUGAGAUGACCGAGAAGGAGAUCUUGGACAACUCCAGCAACGGCAUUCCUCAGAUCUCCUACAACGGACACGCCACAGCAUCACCAUGACAAAGUGCCACCGGGGGCGUCUUGCACACAUUGAAAGAUAGACAGUUCACAAAUGUCUUAUAUAGUUACUAUAUCCUGGGUGCAGAGAGCGAAGACCAGGUCUCUCGGCUUGGGACCACUUACCGCUGGAUGAAAAGAAGGACAUUUUGACAGCAAUAUGGAGGCGUUUGUGCUUCUGAAUGAUUAUGCAAACACAGGUUCAAACCUCUAAGAUAUCCAAGAUAUACUCAGACAAAUGUCGGGAUGGAGAGCUGCCUUUUGGGGCGUAAUUCAGAUGUCAAACAUCUGUGUUGAAGGAAAGUUUUUUUUCCAGCGAGAUGCCUCAAAGUAAUGAGUAAUUUCAGUUUCACUUUAUUUAGUCCCCUUGUCUAUACUUUUUGUUAUGGGUUUAUGGAAUGCAUAUCCUGAGAUAGCCUAACAUAUGUAUUACCCAAUAUUGGAAUGGUUUGAUAUGAAAUACAGUGAUGCGCAAUGUCCUGUAUUGUAUAUCCAUGCUUGUAUAUCAGGAGAAUAGCCGUACCUAUAGAGAAAAGAUAUUUUUAUAAAUGCUUCUUAUAAAAUGAAUUUAAUUAAACGUAUUAGAAAUGAAAAAAUGGC
This is a messenger RNA of Pungitius pungitius (ninespine stickleback), 1623 nucleotides long. Its product is annotated as transmembrane protein 196. The transcript is spliced from 5 exons. The record is from RefSeq and is a predicted model, not a curated record. Lineage: Eukaryota; Metazoa; Chordata; Actinopteri; Perciformes; Gasterosteidae. The coding region runs from base 478 to 1026 and encodes 182 amino acids.